Molecule: messenger RNA, 3737 nt
Organism: Condylura cristata (star-nosed mole)
Lineage: Eukaryota; Metazoa; Chordata; Mammalia; Eulipotyphla; Talpidae
Gene: TM2D1
Product: TM2 domain containing 1
Exons: 7
Coding region: 33-659 (208 amino acids)
Biological process (GO): apoptotic signaling pathway
Molecular function (GO): G protein-coupled receptor activity; amyloid-beta binding
Source: RefSeq, a predicted model, not a curated record
CCGGAAGUAGUGGGGGCGCGCUGGUCCCCAGCAUGGCGGCCGCCUGGCCCUCAGGGCCGGUUGUUCCAGAGGUUGUGGUCGCCCAGCUCCUGGGUCUCCUGUGGUUCGUGUCAGCCACCACGGGACCUUGGGGAGCUGCCGCUACCGCCGCCAUCGGGGGCGAGGAGACGCUUAAAUGCGAGGAUCUCAAAGUGGGACAAUAUAUUUGUAAAGAUCCAAAAAUAAAUGAUGCUACCCAAGAACCAGUUAACUGUACAAACUACACAGCUCAUGUUCCAUGUUUUCCAGCACCCAACAUUACUUGUAAGGAUUAUGGUGGUAAUGAAACACAUUUUACUGGAAAUGAAGUUGGUUUUCUCAAGCCCAUAGCUUGCCGAAAUGUAAAUGGCUAUUCAUACAAAGUCGCAGUUGCCCUCUCUCUUUUUCUUGGAUGGUUGGGAGCAGAUCGAUUUUACCUGGGAUACCCUGCCUUGGGUUUGUUAAAGUUUUGCACUGUAGGGUUUUGUGGAAUUGGGAGCCUAAUUGAUUUCAUUCUUAUUUCAAUGCAGAUUGUCGGCCCUUCAGAUGGGAGUAGUUACAUUAUAGAUUACUAUGGAACCAGACUUACAAGACUGAGUAUUACUAAUGAGACCUUUAGAAAAACACAGUUAUAUCCAUAAAUAUUUUUAAAAGAAACAGAUUUGGACCUCUUUGAGUUAGAGAACUUUCAGUAUGUGGAAUUCCAGAUUUUCCUUUAUCCUUCUUUUCAUACCACUUUGUGGACUUUGUAUGAUUUUGUGUGUGCGUUGACAUUUUUUUGUGUUUUAGUUAAAAUAUAUUAUUUGAGAUUUAUUUAACAUGACUUUCUUUGAGAGCUGUGUGAUUAUAGAGUCUUUCUUACAUUACUGUCUCUAUGAGACAGAUAGCUUAUUACCCUGGUAGUCUUUAAAGUCUUUUCCAAAGGCAAGUUCCCACUUGUCAUUUUCUCAUCUAAAAAAUAAAAGUAUGACUUCUUCACAUUUUUAGUGCUUUAUUAUUAAGAAAACCUCACAUGUUGUAUAUAGCCAUCUUCUGCUUUUUUGAUCCUUCAAAGUAGUUAAUCCAUGGUGUGAACAAAUACCAUUUAUAUUGCCUAGGGCUAGUUUUGUGUAUAACAACCCACCUGUUUUUCUGCAGCUUUCAGAUCUGUCUUUACUUGGUAUCCAGGGAGCUAAAGAUCAUCAGGGAGUCUGAAACCUUGAGGCAACAUGGAUACUUCUGGCAUUGAUCCAGGCCUCUGAAGUGUGAACUUUUUCCUUUCACUUUGGGAGUGAUGCACUGGCUCUUGGAAGAGCAGAUGCUGACUCAUCUGGCUCAAUGCAGUUAUAUUUGAAGCUGAAUGGACAAGGUGGGAACACCAAGCAGAUGAUAAAUGUCUUCCAUCUGUUAGCGCUGCCAGGCAGAUGCCGGCACAAGUUCCUUAAGGAUGUACCAGUGUCUGAAGGAAGCAGCACCUGUGUGUUAGCAUUGGAGGUUCUCACUGAAUGUAGAGGAUUUUAAGAUGGAAAUAUCUGAAAAUGUAUCAUGCUAUUAUGUGCUUUCUUUAGUAAAAAGUUACCAAUUUCAAGAGUUACAGGGGUCUGAAUUCCUUAGGAAUAAAAAUCGUAAUUUUUUUAUCACUCAUUUUACUCAAAAGUGUAUAUAUAGUACAGUUAGCUUCAUAGUAUGUUAUUCAAUAACAGUUUCUCCAGUUGGUAGACGAUUAUUAAGGAAUGGUUUAUAAAGUGAAUUUGGGUUAACUCCUAAUGUACACCUGGAAUGGUGUCUUUGAUUCAUCCAUUCAUUAAAAUAAUGAGUGUCUAUCAUGUGAAAGCACCAAGCUGGAUGCUUAAAGUGCUGCAGUGAAUGAAAUGUAAGUCUCUUUCCACAGUCACAUAGCUUCAGUUAUCAAAUCCUUGUAGUCAAAUCUUGCAAACUUAAUCUUGCUACUUAUACAGCUGCUACCAUUAUUAAUUUGGCCAGGUGGGAAGACUGUUUCCAAGCAGGUGCUUCUCAGAGUAUUUAAACAAAUAAGCUGUACUCCCAAAGAGUUGUUAAAAUCAGUAAAGUUCCUUCACAAUAAUCGUAACCCUUCAGCCCUUAUAUCUACUAUUAUAUGCUGAAUUUACUUGAGAAGAACAUUCGAUCGCCUAAUUCCCUGUUGCCAAUAUAUAUGAUUCUUUGACAUGGUUUAUCUGUGUAUUUAUUUUUUAUGUGAAUGCAUUUAAUGCAUAUGAAUAAAGGUUGGUAUUUGUUUUGUUUUUGACUUUUAUGGCACACUUACACUGUUUCACUGUGGCUAUAGUAGUAGUACAUGUAAGUGAAAUACGAGUUAAUACCACUGCAUGAGAUGUGCUAUAUGAUAAUCCUGCUUUUGGAGCAGUGGCCGAAAUUGUGAGAUGGAUUAACUCAGUGACUCCUUGGGUUACUCUGAAACCCUCUAGGGUAGAAUGGAAUGGAUUCUUUCAAUCCUAAAGAAAGUGUUUCUAUAGAAACAUUUACAAAUGGUCCUUUAGCCUGAAAGGAUUAAUACAAUUUCCAGAAGUACCUCAUUACCCAGGAAGAUUCUUACCUACACUGUAUUAAACUAAAGAAUCUAUUUAAGAUUUCAAAGAUUAUGUUAGGUGUACAGUUGCAUUUUUUCAUGGGACUGCUAGAACUAUAAGAAAUACUAGUUUUGGGGUAUAUCUUGUAUUACCAAAAAUAUUGUCUUUUCAUGUUCACCUAUAUGCUUAUGGGUAAGUUAAGUGUUAACUGAUACUAACUACUGAGAAGUAACUAGGAAACUAAAGUAGAUAUAAUAGCAAGAAACUAGCAGAAGGAAAGUUCUUAAAAAGUCCAAGUCUAAGAUAGUGGUUUUUCUUCCUUUUUCAAAUCCUCUAAAUAUAGUUAUUCUGUAGGUUCUGACACCUUCCCUUUCUCUCAUUCAAACAAUCCCCACUGUGCAUUUUUCUAUUUACAAAACUGAAACAAGCUUAAAUUCAGAAUUUUAGGGGAAACACCAAAAUGUACAAAAGAGGAAUUCAUUCCACAGCCCAAUACUAACAUUUUCAUGUGUUUCCUAGUAGGGUUUCCAUGCAUGUUUGUACAUUUUUUUCAACACCAAAAUGAUACCAUACUGUUUUAUAGCCUGCUCCUUCUCAUUGUAAAGAUUUUUCUAUUUCAAUAAAUAUUCUUUUAUAAAAUAAUUUUUAAUGACUACAGAGUACUCCAUGUCUGUUUCACAAUGUAUGCAGUUCCUUCCUGUUUGGUAUUGAGGUUAUUCCAGUGAUUUGACUAAUGUAUAUUUCUGUUCUUUUCCUCCAAUUGCUAAUUUUAAGUUUUCCAUCGAUUCAUACAACUCACCUUUCAGUUAUCCUGGUGCAAAUUAACUGGAUAAAUCACUAUGGUGACCUGUAACUUCUAGUUUGGUCUGCAGUCAGGCCACCGUGUGUUAGUGUUGAUUACUGCCUCUUACAUCCGAGAGACUGGAGAAGAGCAAACUUAAAUAACAGAAUAGCUGCUUGUUAUGCGUAUAGGAAGAUGUAACAAUUCUAUGUUUGGCACAGGUGUCAAAAUAAUCCACUGAAUUUAUCUAUUUGCCCUCUAGAAAGCUUCAAGAUAAAGUCUUAUAAGAGUAAGUAAGAAACUUACUCUUAAUGGUCUUGUCAUGUGCUGAGGGGAUGGGAGAGAGAUAAGUUUGGAAAACAAGCAAAGUUGUUGAUUAGGAAUGAAUUAAAGAAUUCUGAAUAGCAUUGACU